AAAACUUAUUUGUUGGAAAUCGGUCUGCUACGGUAAAUGGUUAUAUCAUUCUUCCAUUUAUUGAAGUUUGUUUCCAGAAGUGUAUCUAUUUAAUUAGAAUACAAGAUGGGUAUUGGACGACAUGCUCAAUUUAUUGCUAGAACUGUUAUGGUUCAAAACAAUAAUGUAGAAAAAGCUUGCAAACACUUAAAUAGUAUAUUAGGAAAGGAGAAAAUUUUCGAACAAUUUAGACGUACUAGGUAUUUUGAGAGACCCUCGCAAGCAAGACGGAGGAUAAAUUAUGAAAAGUGCAAAGCUAUUUAUGACGAGGAUAUGAAUAGAAAAAUUAAAUUUAUCUUAAGAGUAAACAGAGAAGAUCCAUACCCUGGCUGCUCUUAAACUGAAACUUUAUUGCAAUGCUGUUGAAUUUCAUUUUGUCUAAUCUUGAUGUCUAUAAUCCUGUAUGUAUCCAUAUAAAUAUUUUGGUAAAGUAUUCAUAGUUUUACAUGUCAUUCUGUAUUAAUGUACAAACAGAACAAAAUAAAUUAUAAGUCAUCAUAUAUGCUUUACAACAAAAUGGUAUUCAUAAUAAUCCCUAUUUUACUUUAUGUUCUUGUAUUAUUCUAACAUAAGAAGUAGUAAAGAAAGAUAAGAAAGUAAGUAGAAGCUUACUUGAAAAAUAUUUUUGUAUUUUAAAUAGUUGAUGAAAUAUAAUACAAAAUUUACUGUAAUUUUAAAAGCAUUUUUUAUUUCAUUUCUAGUAUGUUUAUAAAUGUGCUUUUGUAGAUAAUGUAUUUUAUUAAGUCACCAGGCUUGUAAUCAUAGAAUUUUUUAAUGGGGAUAUUUGAGGAACUAAAGCAACAAUACAAAUCUUUAAGGCUGGGAAUUUCAAACUACAAAAAAAAAAUUAAUAUAAGUAUAAUUUUAUUUAGAUAUUUAUUAUCAUUUCGUUCGUAUGUCGUUUAUAUUAAUUCAUAUUAAUAAACAUAUUUUCCAUAAAAUCCUAGAUGAGGUGAAUGACAAUAUUAUAAAUCAAACCUAUUUCAAUAUCUUUGGAAUUGGAAUCUAGUAAUAAAUACUACUGAGCCAACAAGAAUUAAUUGAAUUGUCAAAUAAAACUGCAUAUAUGGUCAAGGAAUAAUGAAGAAAGGAGUACACUAUUUGAGAUCACGUGUAAAAAAAUGUUUGCUAGUUUUAAAGAAACAAUGAUCACACAAUGAAUAAACACGGAAGAAGUUAUUUAUAGAGUAUUAUUUUAUAACAAAGUGGGUCUACUGAAUAACUGAUACCUUUA
Molecule: messenger RNA, 1273 nt
Organism: Colletes gigas
Lineage: Eukaryota; Metazoa; Arthropoda; Insecta; Hymenoptera; Colletidae
Product: 28S ribosomal protein S21, mitochondrial-like
Exons: 2
Coding region: 106-378 (90 amino acids)
Biological process (GO): translation
Cellular component (GO): ribosome
Molecular function (GO): structural constituent of ribosome
Source: RefSeq, a predicted model, not a curated record